AUGAAGGGCGGGAGGGGCAGCAAUGGCGCGGGCACGGACCUGCUCGUCUGCUUCCCGUCGCGGGCGCACCUCGCCCUCAUGCCGCCCAAGGCCAUCUGUAGCCCGUCGCGCCCGUCCGCGUCCGAGCCGGUCAAGCGCCGCCACAGCACCAGCCGGGCGGGGCCGAUGCCGCCCAGCGGGCUCUACAAGUCGGCAACGGCCAGGAACCCGAGCCGGCGCGGCGCGGCGGAUGUCCCCGUGGACAACGAGCCGACGUCGCCCAAGGUGACGUGCGUGGGGCAGAUCAAGGCCCGCCCGGCCAAGCCCAAGGGCCCCGGCGGCGGUGGCGGUGGCGGUGGCGGUGGGAAGAAGACCAAGAAGGCCACGUGGCUGCAGGCGCUGGGGAUCAAGAAGGAUGCCAUGGCGCUCUUGGACGCCCUGCACGGCGCUUUCAGGUUCAACGUCGCCGGCUGCUUCGGCAGCUUCCCCGGCGCCGUGGGAGUGGGGUACACUUCCGGGGAGGAUGACGACGACGAGGAAGACGAUGCGCCGCGCACCGAGAAGAAAACAGAGCACGGCGCGGCAUUGGCCCGGUGGUUCAUGGUGUUGGAGGAAGGCAAGAAGCUGCAGGGACAAGAACCGGAAGAGAGCCAGGAGGAGGACAAGGAGGAAGACGCGGCCCCGCCGGCGAACGCUCUGAUGCUGAUGCGGUGCCGGUCGGCGCCGGCAAAGGGAUUAGUGAGGAGGCUAGAGGCAAAGGAGUGCGAGGAUGUGAAGAACGCCAAGAAGACUCCAGAGGAAGAGAAGGAGAAGGAGGGCCUAGUGCUCAUGACGUACUCGCCGGACUUCUUCAAGGUGUCCCUUGACAUUGCCAAGGAGACUUGGAUCGUCGGCGGUGAUGACGCGGUCCUGCGCUGCCGGAGCUGGAAGAGAUGA
Messenger RNA from Miscanthus lutarioriparius, 915 nucleotides. NCBI's taxonomy places the organism in Eukaryota, Viridiplantae, Streptophyta, Magnoliopsida, Poales, Poaceae. The record is from the annotation of a GenBank genome assembly.